Molecule: messenger RNA, 5244 nt
Organism: Tachyglossus aculeatus (Australian echidna)
Lineage: Eukaryota; Metazoa; Chordata; Mammalia; Monotremata; Tachyglossidae
Gene: NEK1
Product: NIMA related kinase 1
Exons: 36
Coding region: 191-3997 (1268 amino acids)
Biological process (GO): protein phosphorylation
Molecular function (GO): ATP binding; protein kinase activity
Source: RefSeq, a predicted model, not a curated record
UCCGCCUUGAUCCGGUCCGAUCCGCCUUGAUCCGGUCCGAUCCGGUCCGGGAGGGGCCUCCCUGGCGCACCCACGCCGGCCGCCAAGGUGGCCAAGCGAUAUGCCAGGGGUUCUUCAAUGUGAUACCCGUUGAAGAAGCAGAAUCCAUUUAUUGCCUUGCACAUGUAUAAGGAUGCCUUAAAAAGGGAGCAUGGAUAAGUACAUUAAAGUUCAGAAGAUCGGCGAAGGAUCCUUUGGAAAAGCCAUUUUGGUUAAAGCUAAAGAAAACAGUAGGCAGUAUGUUAUCAAGGAGAUUAACAUCUCACGGAUGUCCAAGAAAGAGAGGGAAGAGUCCAGGAGAGAAGUUGCUGUGCUGGCAAACAUGAAGCAUCCAAAUAUUGUCCUGUACAGAGAGUCAUUUGAAGAAAAUGGCUCUCUCUACAUAGUCAUGGAUUAUUGUGAAGGAGGAGAUCUGUUUAAGAGAAUAAAUGCUCAGAAAGGCAUCUUGUUUCCAGAGGAACAGAUCAUGGACUGGUUUGUACAGAUUUGUUUAGCGCUGAAGCAUGUACAUGACAGAAAAAUUCUUCAUCGAGAUAUAAAAUCUCAGAAUAUAUUUUUAACCAAAGACGGAACGGUACAACUAGGAGAUUUUGGGAUUGCCAGAGUUCUCAAUAGUACUGUAGAGUUAGCUCGCACCUGCAUAGGAACGCCAUACUAUUUGUCACCAGAAAUCUGUGAAAACAAACCAUACAAUAAUAAAAGUGACAUAUGGGCCCUUGGGUGUGUUCUCUAUGAGAUGUGCACACUUAAACAUGCAUUUGAAGCUGGCAAUAUGAAAAAUCUGGUCUUGAAGAUCAUUUCUGGAUCCUUUCCUCCUGUUUCUUUGCAUUAUUCCUAUGAUCUCCGUAAUCUGCUUUCGCAGUUAUUUAAAAGGAAUCCGAGGAAUAGACCAUCAGUGAACUCCAUAUUGGAGAAAAGUUUUAUAGCCAAACGGAUUGAAAAAUUUCUCUCCCCCGAGCUUAUAGCAGAAGAAUUUUGUCACAGAGUGUUUCACAAGUUUGAAGCUCAUCCUGCACCAGCAAAAAGACCAGCUCAAGGACACAUCUUGUCUGUUGCUCCUCCAGCUCAGAAAAUCACCAAACCUGCUGCUAAAUAUGGAGUGCCUUUAAUAUACAAGAAACCUGGAGAUGCACCUAAAAAAUCCCACGAAAAGAAACCUCCCCCAAAAUACAGACAGGCCCAACAGACUCCAGUGAAGAAAGUGACUCCUGGGGAAGAAAGGAGGAAAGUGUUAGAGGAAGCAGUAAGAAAAAGACGACUUGAAUUAUUUGAAAAGGAUAAAAAACAUAAGGAUCAGAUUAUUGUGAAAGCAGAGCAGAUGAGAAGAUAUGAAAAAGAAAGGAUGGAGCGAAUAAAUCGAGCCAGGGAACAGGGUUGGAGGAACGUGCUGAGUUCCGGUGGAAGUGGUGAAGUUAAGGCCCCCUGCUUCGGCGGUGGAGGGAGAAUGCCUUCUCGAGGAAAGUAUGAACAUUACCAUGCUAUCUUUGAUCAGAUGCAGCCGCAGAAGGAAAAUAUUAAGCUAGCAGAUGAUAGAGAAGCCAAAUGGAGAGGUGAAGUGCGUGGAAAACGACUCCCCGAAAGAGGAGUUCCACCUGGAUUACGUCCAGGAUUUCCUAAUGGGGCCGCGGUUCAUCACCAACCCCCCGAUGCAGAGACAAUUAGAAAAAAAUUGAAAAGAUUGGAGGCCGUGUCUAAACAAGCCAAUGCAAACAGACAAAGAGGACAGAUAGCUGCAGAAAGAGCCAAGCAAGUCCAGGAAUUUUUGCAGCGCAAACGUGAAGCUAUGCAAAAUAAAGCUCGUGCUGAAGGACAUAUGGGUACUCUGCAAAACCUGGCAGCUAUCUAUGGAGGCAGGUCCAGUUCCACAAGAGGAGGGAAGCCGAGAAACAAGGAGGAAGAGGAAUAUUUGGCAAGAUUAAGGCAAAUAAGACUUCAGAACUUCAACGAACGGCAACAAAUUAAAGCUAAACUCCGUGGCGAGAAGAGUGAAGCUGGUGGUUCAGCAGGACAAGAAGGGCCUGAAGAAGCAGAAGUGAGACGCAAAAAACUUGAAAUACUAAAGGCCCAAACAAAUGCGCGAGCUGCUGUACUAAAAGAGCAACUAGAACGAAAGAGAAAGGAAGCUUAUGAGAGAGAGAAGAAAGCUUGGGAAGAGCACGGGCAGCAAGAAGCAGAUGGCUCUCCUUCCAAGCAGCAGUUGUCGCUGAAGCCCAGCGUCCCCGUUCUCUCCAUAACUUCGGCUCUGAAAGAAGUGGGUGCGGAUGCUCAGGGAAUCUCGGAGGAAAUGAAAAAAACAGAUAUUGCUCUUCAAAGUAAACGAGAAAUACUGCGCAGGUUAAAUCAAAAUCUUAAAGCUCAGGAAAAUGAGAAAAGGAAAAAGGAGCAAUUUGACAUUUGUGAAAUGGCUUUGGACAAUGAUAUUAAGAAUCAUGAAGAAGAAGAAGAAGAAGAAGAAAAAUCUGUUUUAACAGAUCGUAAGAAAUGGGAAGCAGGGGCUCAGCUGGUAGUUCCUCUAGCACAAUUAACGAUGGAUGAGUCCUUCUGUGCAAGUGAGAAACACACAGUAGGAACAGUGAUCAAGUUAGAUGAGGGUGAACCCCAGAGGCGAAUCUGGGGGAAAAGUCCCACGGACUCUGUUCUGAAAGUACUUGGAGAAGCUGAACUACAGUUUCAGACAGAAACAUUGGAAGUAGUGACUGUUCAAAAUGAAUUUCUUGAUGGGGAAAAUGAGAAAACAGUAGUAAUUGGAAGGGAAAAAGCAAGAUUGGCUUCUACUGAAGUAAAUCGUUCGACUGCGGUUGAUAAUACACAGAUCCAAAGACCAGAGCCCAGGGAAGGAGCUGAAUCUUCAGAAAUCGGGUCAAAGUCUGUUUUGAUGGAACAAAAAGUGGAUGAACCCGAUGAUUUGGAAACAGAAAUUUUAGACGAACCAAGUAAAACCAAAAAUAAUGAUGAGCAUCCAAGUACCGUCAUUGAUGUGUGGGUUAAAGAAAAGGAAGGAGCCAAGGAAGUUGAGUCAGAGACUAGGAUUGCCCGUCAACAAGACAAUGAUGAAGUCACUUCGGAAGACGGAGCCCAAAGUGAUGCUGAAGCUCAGAUAGACUCUGCUCCUCCUGCUAUGCAACCUGAACCCUUUUUUCACAAAGUGACUCCUGCACAAUCCAUAAAAACACCCCCCCUCACUCUGUCAGCUCAGUCUUCACAAGAAGAGUCUUUUCCGUCUCGUUCACAUUCUAAUUCACCUGUAAAAAGUAAAGGCAAGACUUCAUUGCUAAUUGGACUCUCUACCGGACUGUUUGAUGCGAAUAACCCAAAGAUGUUGCGGACCUGUUCGCUCCCAGAUCUCUCCAAGUUGUUCAAAACUCUGGUUGAUGUUCCCAGUGUAGCGGACGUCCGUCGUGACAAUCUCGAAAUGGAUGAAAUUGAAGAUGAGCACGUUAAGGAAGGGCCUUCCGAUUCAGAAGACAAUGUGUUUGGGGAAGCAGACACAGACUUGCAAGAACUUCGGGCCUCUAUGGAGCAACUGCUUAGGGAACAACCGAGUGAAGAAUACAGUGAAGAGGAUGAGACUCUUUUAAAGGCCAGUGAUGGAGAACCCGUAACAAAUGGCCCAGAUUUGGAUGAUGAGGAUAAUAACCCGAGCAGUGAAAGUGCACUUAAUGAAGAAUGGCAGUCAGAUAACAGUGAUGGUGAUAUUGCCAGUGAAUGUGAAGAGUGUGAUAGUGUUUUUAGCCAUUUAGAAGAACUGAGGUUUAACCUGGAGCAGGAAAUAGGCUUUGAAAAAUUCAUUGAGGUUUAUGAUAAAAUAAAGGCUAUCCAUGAGGACGAAGAUGAGAAUAUUGAAAUUUGCUCAACAAUAGUUCAGAGUAUUCUGGGAAAUGAACAUCAACACCUCUAUGCCAGGAUUCUUUAUUUAGUCAUGGCAGAUGGAGCCUAUCAGGAAGAUAAUGAUGAAUAAGUGGACAGAAGACAUUCUUUAAUCCCCUGAAGAAUGAAUGGAUUUGAAUUCUGCAAAGCAGAAUUCCAAGCUUCAGUGGAAAAUGUUACAAUCGCUUCCUAGGAUAAAGAGCAUAAAAGUUGAGACAGGCAUGACAAUUGCAUGAAGGAUAGGGAAUCCAUACCAUUUUUCAAAUAAAUGUUUCUCUUGUAUGUAUUUUCUUUAAAAUGUUUCUUGUGUUCUCAAGUUACAGUUACAGAGUCUGUACUUCAUACUAAAACAUCCAACCAAAGAGACCGAGAUGUUCACCCAGAAAUGGAUUUAAAGGUGGGAAGGAUUUAUGGUGAAAUAUAUUGGCAUUAACUGUUGAAUGUUAGUCUUGGUGCAGUUGAGGGGUGCCCUGUGUUGUGAAGACCUGCCUUGGAUUUUCCAUCUAUGCACUCCAGCAGAGCCUCUUUCCAUUGGAUGCUGAAGGCAGUAUUUUGUGUUUUUUUCGGAUCGGCGAGGCUGGGUUUAAAAUGCCCUUUCUUGACAAGGGCCCUGUUAAGUAUUGACAUUUUUGAAAAUAACAUUUUUAGCCUUUUAAAGUUUACAUUUUCUAAACUUUUUUUAAACCAGUGUCCCCCGAACCAACCUUAAUCGAUUUUACAAACUGAGGGGAACAGGCAUAUCACUGACUUAGAGAUCAUUGAAAAGGCUUGAUUGAAAAGUGAUAGGGAUGGAGAAAUUCCAUUUCUUGACAAUUGGGAAAUCGGUCGGAUUCUUACACGGUUUUGUUCGAAGGCAGGAACCCCUAAAGUGAAUUCAGUUUUUCUAGCUUUGGUGAACCAUGAUUCAGGAUUCAGCUUAAUAGUUCCUCCUUGGAUCCUUACCAUGUAUUUGUCUUCCCUUUGCUGAGGGAGCAACGGGAAUUUAAAAAAAAUUAAGGGCUGGCUAAAGUACCAUCUUGACAUUAAAUUUUUCUGGGAAAAGUUGCUUUGAUUUUUUUUUUCCGCUUCCUCUGUCGCCCUAUCAGGAGGUUUCACUAAGGCAAGCAUUCCCUUCUGAGAUGUUGUCUGUCCACAGACCUGCCUUCCGCAAGACACAUCAUUAGAUGGUUGGGUAGCAAAUUUCCAAUAUCCAGAUGCCUUGUGGUCCAAGCCGGAAUUGUCAAUUCCCUAAGUCAGAGCUGCCUGGAUGGCAAAAACGACUGUCUUGCAACUCUCCGUUAAAGUUAUUAUGUCUAUGAUUUCUAACGUUCAAAAAUAAAUAUUUAAUUUUUGUAUUUA